This is a messenger RNA of Opisthorchis viverrini, 928 nucleotides long. RefSeq lists its product as hypothetical. The coding region runs from base 1 to 771 and encodes 256 amino acids. The record is from RefSeq and is a predicted model, not a curated record. The transcript has 3 exons. Gene Ontology annotation, cellular component: endoplasmic reticulum. NCBI's taxonomy places the organism in Eukaryota, Metazoa, Platyhelminthes, Trematoda, Opisthorchiida, Opisthorchiidae.
AUGAAGUUUAUUUGUAUCCCAUUUAUCUUGACUGUUGCUUUCUUGUCAUCAAUUUCGAAGAUUCUUGGAUCCAACGAACCGUCGUACUUCUCUAUCCAUACCAAUUUAUCGAAUCUUAUUCUGCAUUUGAAUGAUUCCGCAUUUACCUUUGUUGCAGUAUUUGAUAGUUUGUUUCCCGGGGAUAAGUUUUUGGAAUAUCAGGAAUUUGCGAAGCGUACAAACAGUGUGAACGAACUCAGCGUAUAUCAUAUGAUACAUAAUCUUAACGUUCCAUCCGUAGAGAAUGUUUUUCACAAGUUCAAUUUAACUUUCGUCGAUCUGCCCUACUACUUGUUGUUCUGUCGUGAACAGCCCAAUCCAAUAGUCUAUCGUGGCAGCUGGAAGUCGGAAGAUAUUGUUCGUUGGGUAGCCAGCGUCACCGGUUUGCGUCUUCCGUUACCUGGCUGCAUUGGAUCCUUGGAUAUUUUGGCACAUCGUGCCAGAAAAGCAGACACCCGUGAAUUAAACGAACAUAUCCUACCAGAAAUACGACGGUUACUUUCAAUGGAACCUCACCUCUCAUCUUCGUCAGCUCAGUUCUAUAUUCAGGCGGCCACACAUCUCGCAACACGGGGAACGGCAUAUCUUUCAACGGAGGCAGCCCGGUUAAAGAGACUGGUUGACAAUGAAGUGUCCGAUGAACAGAAAGCAAAGUUAAAGGAACGACUGAACAUUAUUAUCCAAUUCAUGGAACCCAGCGAGAUGCGCAGUGAGCAAAAAACUGAACUUUAAUCCAAUCCAGAUCUUCAUAUUUCCUUUUUUUAAAAUUAAAUUCCCUUGUUCACCUGACUGUUCGAUUGUCCUUCCAAAUAAACAUCCUUACAUAAUUAUUCACCGGUGGUUAAGCCCUCUUUGAAUCUCUGUUGUGAAAAUGUAAAUCUUGUGAUUA